CAUUCCCGGAAGAUGUCCAUUUCACACUUAUCGUAGUCUAACGUAGUACAGGGGAACAAACUCGACUAAUAACAAACUCCAACCUUAGCUCGUACAACCGAAAUUUUUUCGUCCGCAACUUAAUUUGAGUAAAGCGUAUAGAGCUGUUGAUAGACUGAUAGCUGUUGAUAUUGCAUGUAACGCCACACCUGUGACCGCGUAACGUUAUGUUUACUAAACAUUAAAUCGACAACUGUCACUGUCGCUAAAUACCAGUCUUUUUAACGAUUUGCUAAAAUCAAAAGCUGUUCCUUGGUUGUAGAUUACACUACCCAUGGUUACUAAUAUCGAUUAAGAAUAAAUUAUGUAACGUUAUUGGUCAUCAUUGACUUUUUAAGGAUUGGACGCGGAAACUUUUCCAUCGCGUCUUUUAGUCCACCUUCGUACCUCGACGCUUUGGUCAAUUGUAAAACCUGUCCUGGUUCCUUUUGGUCUCGCUUACUACUACUAGGCUGCAGCCAAACUUUGGUGCCGGGCCAAUCAUUUCACAGGAAAAUGUGACUGCUAGGAAUUCCCCACGCAUCAGCCCCUGUUGGAGAAAACUGCAACCUUGUGUCAGGAAGCCCAUGAAAGCAGCAGGAGGGUGAACUGACCGGUGACUGUGCGAUGAUGCAGCUUUAGUACCAGGGAUAAUAAUGUUCUUCUAACGUCGCCUUGUUUCAUGAGGACAGCCACUAACUGCCUACAUAGAGCCAGGGAAUAUACUCUGCUGAUGACAACUUCUAUCAGGGUGUAGAUGCUCCAGGCGCAGCGGGACCCAGCCUCCGUGUCAGAGAGGGACGAGGCUGCUCCCACCUGGGCCACAGCACUCCUCUGAAACCCGGAUCGUGGUCUCUCUUUCGGAGCGCUAACCACCCAGAUUAGAGAACAGGAGGACGACAGGGAAGCCAUUUUGUGAGGUGAAGCUGAGUCUCUGUCCGUACCGACGAGGAGCCAGGCAUAGUCAUUGCCGGGAUAUUUUAAGUUGCCCUCUGACCUCCACUACCAUGACGACUGCAGUACAGCCCAGCGAACUGGUGUUUGAAUUUGCCAGCAACGGGAUGGACGAAAUCAAUCAGGUGUGCAGUUAUUUCAUCCCCACACCUGUGUCUGAAUCCUGUGGAGCAGGCUUGAUUCUGGACGACCCGUCAGUAUUCCCAGCGGUGAUUGUUGAGCAGGUGCCUGCAGCCGAUCUGCUGCAGGUCUAUUCAGGCCUGGAGUCCGAUGAGGUGACCAACGGCAUCAUGGUGGACACCACUCUACAUGUCGUGGAGGAACCUUCCAUCUCGUUGGGAGGGGUGGACCUCUCGGAAACCAGAGUUUCAGGCGCAGAGGACAGCAUGGAGACGAACGAAGCUGCAGCAGCUCUUCUUAACAUGGAGUCUCCAAACAACAUUUUGGAUGAGAAGCGUAUGACAUACACCUACGGCACUCUGCUGGAGUCAGACUUGACGUACACCCCUCUAAGGCCUGACCAGAUGGAUAAUAGUGGCCUUGACAUGUCCCUAGACGAGGACACUUCAUCCAUGGAUGAGAUACCCCAAAAGUGUCCCUUAAAACCACAGAAAAAAACCAAAGUGCGGAAGCCGCGGGCAGUGCGUCCCUGCUCCCCUAUCACCACCCCUAACCUGCCACUCAGGAAGAAGAGCAAAGAGGGCAAAGGCAACACAAUCUACCUGUGGGAAUUCCUUCUGGCUCUACUGCAGGAUAAAAACACCUGUCCCAAAUACAUCAAGUGGACACAGCGGGAGAAAGGCAUCUUUAAGCUGGUGGACUCCAAGGCUGUUUCAAAGCUGUGGGGCAAACACAAGAACAAGCCUGACAUGAACUAUGAGACCAUGGGAAGAGCUCUCAGGUACUACUACCAGAGAGGCAUUCUGGCUAAAGUGGAGGGGCAGCGGCUGGUCUAUCAGUUUAAAGAGAUGCCAGCUGAUCUGGUGGUGAUCGAGGAUGAAGACACAGUCUCUGAUGCCAACACAGGCUACGGGAAUCAGAGAUCUAGCAACGGACGUUCAGUGGUCCGUGGAGGGUCGAAAGGACACGGGAGGGCUCACAGUCACCACCAAGUCUCAGUGAAGCAGAUGAAGAAGGAGCCUAGUGAUGAAUAUCUGUACCCGGAAACCGACGGCGGACAGACUGAGCAUCUACUUCAGUCUGUCCAUGUGUUUCAGACCAGCCAAGGGUCAGUUGUCCAAGAUCCGGCACAAGCUGUGAGGACCAUCUCUGCUCCUGCAUCACUUCCUGUGGUCCUGACAUCUAGCGGAUCUCUUCAGUCUGUUCCCCUCUCCACUGUUCUGGCCAACGGGGACUCCAAUCACUCCUCCCCCCCUCGGGUUAUUCUCCACACCAUGCCCUCCACCACAGCAGGUAGUAAAGAUGUGCUCACCAUCCAGACGGCAUCUCUAGCAGGUGGAGCCAACAGCCUGCAGGAUGGCCUCCCUCAGCAGCUCCUUGUCACCAGUCUGGGCUCCUCCACUGUCUCCUGCUCCACCUCCUCCUCCUGCACUUCAUCUCCAGGAGUCAUUAGUUCCACCGCUUCCAACAUCAACCUCACUCGCCUGGUUACCAUCAACACAACCUGUGGGCAGACCAUGGUGGCACAGCAGCCCGGCACUGUAAUUGCCACCGUGCUCAAAUCCAGCGACCUCUCUGGGCUGCAUGUCAAAGAGGAGCUGCUGGAUCCCAGCUACUUCCAUUCGAUGGUGAACGGUGAUCCAUCACUGGCAUCACAUACGUUUGAGAGAGAAGAGAUCGAGGUUGGGGAAGCAGAGCUGCAGUAUAGGACUGUGAUCAUUGAUACCAGUCAAAGCCAUGGCCAGGAGGCUGUGAGUGGAACUAUAAUUAAUGGGCAUUCCUCCCAGAACAGCAGCCCUAGUGAGGGCCUGACCCCUGUAGAGGAGCUGGAAGUGCGUGGGGAGAUGUCCCUGCAGCCUGAGCAGGGAAUCAAAGGGCUGCAGGAGCUGCCACUGUCUGUCCAAUUGCCUGCAAACUUUAUCCAGAUAAAGACAGAGCCUGCAGAGGCUUAGGGCUGCAGGACUCCUCCACACAAGCUGAACCAAAAACAACAACCAUUGCAUCAUUUUCACUGCAGACUUGAUGUUUGUUUUUUUUCCUAACACAGUGAUCUGAUCAAAGAUCAGAGCGAGGGAUCUUGCUGGGUGUUGCUCUUAAAAGUUGGUCACUUCAGCCUCAGGAUUUAUUGUUUACUCACAUAUUUUGUGACCAUGUGCCUAAUUUAAAAAAAUCAAGGGAGUGUUUUUCUAAGAAUUCACUUUCCAUAGACAUUGCCCAUUAACCCCAAAACACACAGAUACACACACACACACACACACACACACACACACACACAUAAAGCAAGCUCCCCCUCCAGGAGAACAGCCAUUGGAUUAACCAGGGAUCCCUGUCUACCAAAUGUGCCAGUUAGUAAUUUUCUUAUCUUUCAUCUCAUUAGACUUGUAUGUUAUCAGAGGAGAAUGCAACAAACCAAAACUGGGGACUGAAUGCCAAAUGGUGCAAUGAAAUCAGACUUCUGAGAACGUGCAAAGGGUAUAUGUGUGUGUGUUUUUUUUAAAACCAUAUACAAGUUUCUGUUCCCACGGAUGAGGGAUGGAGUUGGUGUCACGGUGUCCUAUCCGGUGAAAACAAAAACAAAUCUCAGAGUUUAAUUGAAGAGUGCCUUACAGGAAGUUCAAACAGCUCAAAACUCUUUCUUUGUGAAACGUCUGGGAAAAAGAUGAAAAACGGACUAAAUGGCUUUUCAGACUUUCAGACAUCUAAGAACAUAUUACUCAUUUAUUUUCGUAUAAACAAAAAAGGUAUGCAUUCCCUCUCUAUUACUCCUGGCCUUAAAACACUGUGUUACUAUGGAAAUGGACAUUUUCUGUCCACCAAGGACAACCGAACAUCAAAACUGUUUGUAUAGAGCUACAGACCGGAGGCACAGCAAGAUAGGGAGGCACAAAUGGAGAGAAAGAAUACGCAGGAUAAAACUGAUUUUAUCAGCCUCUGCUUCAGGGCCUCCAAGGUUUAAAUCCUGUUUAUAUGAAAUGGAAUUAUAUAUACAUAUAUAUAAAUAUAUAUAUAUAUAUAUACAUAUAAUAUACAAUUGAGAUAAAAUUUUAAGGCCAUAGCGAAUUUAUUUAUUUUGUGAAUUUCUAAAUUCUGUAUAAAGACAGACACAUUUGUCUUCUAUUUACAUGUGUAAACAUGAGGGAAAAUACAAAGAAUAUGAACAUUAAUACCAGGAAGUUUAUUUGGUAUUUUUUUUAAGACCAACAUUUUUAAUUUGUAUAGCAUUUCACAUAAUCAGCUUUGGCAUUUUCUUGAGAUUUGGACUUGAGUGCUCAGUGCAGCAUCAUUAUUCCACUGUUAUGUUAUCUUAUUGUAGAUAUCUCUUUGUUGUGUGUCUGAUUUAAAUAUGUACUGAAUGUGCUUUGGUUCCUUCUUUUCAGCAGACAUACCUCUUUACCUUUUUCAACAGUCAAGCAGUAGGGACUAUGCAUUUGAAACAGUUAUGUUCUGUGUACUGUAUUAAACAUCAGUGUAAUCAGCCAGUAAGUCUUUGACAUCAUAUCUCAAGUUUCUUUAGUUUGGUACAGUGAGUACCAGAUCUGUUAAAGCUCCUUUCUCUUUCAUUCAUCUCAUCUCCACUGGCCUUGUCUCCUUCCUUUUUUUUCUCUUCUCUCCACUCUUCAUUUCUCCUCUCAUCUUGUCUCCUCUCCCCUCGUUUUACUUGUGCCUUGUCUCGUCUCGCCUCCUCCUCUCCUUUCUUCUCCAUUCCUUGUGCCUUGUCUCCUCUCCUCUCUUCUCAUGUCCUCCCUCUCUCUUCUUUCUCUCCUGCUCUCGGGUCAGUCGAGUCUGUGCCUUCUUUAUUUGCUGCCCCACUUUGUUAAGAAACUCUCAGCCCAGCCAUCCGAUUGGCCCCUCGGUUCUGCCCGGGGAUGAAGCCAUAUUGAUCCUGAGUGGUAUCACAGCUAAAUUGGUUGUAUUUUCCACCCGGACUGUAGCUGCAGAGGGAGGACAUUCAGACACACUGACCUCCAUCUGCACUGGCACCUAAGGAAAGGAGUUAAAUGCUGCUUUACAACCCCACAUCAGCCAAAGGGCUCUGGGUCUGCAAAGACACUCUGAAUGUAUACUUAUUGUUUAAGUGCAUGCUUAUUCAAAUUUUUGACAAUCAUAAAUUACACUGGGUUACAUUUGCAUUCAGACCUGUCAGUCUUUGAGUGGGGAUUUGCUGCUUUAUUUUCUUUUUUUUGCAUUGUAUGUAUUCCUGUAUCUCCCCUGUGUUUUCCACAAGCACUCUUGUCUGUGAGAUGUUGAGGUAUGUCCGCUGCUAUGUUCUUCUCUUGUCUUGGGUUGUCAAUUGCCUCCCUUAUGCUGAACAUAGAAUAGGUUUUUAAGAAAAAGUCAAUGUACUAAUUAAAAACAAAAUCUUCUGACCGAA
Molecule: messenger RNA, 5464 nt
Organism: Micropterus salmoides (largemouth bass)
Lineage: Eukaryota; Metazoa; Chordata; Actinopteri; Centrarchiformes; Centrarchidae
Gene: elf1
Product: E74-like ETS transcription factor 1
Exons: 10
Coding region: 1026-3044 (672 amino acids)
Biological process (GO): cell differentiation; regulation of transcription by RNA polymerase II
Cellular component (GO): nucleus
Molecular function (GO): sequence-specific DNA binding; DNA-binding transcription factor activity, RNA polymerase II-specific
Source: RefSeq, a predicted model, not a curated record